Molecule: messenger RNA, 1009 nt
Organism: Porites evermanni
Lineage: Eukaryota; Metazoa; Cnidaria; Anthozoa; Scleractinia; Poritidae
Source: the annotation of a GenBank genome assembly
AUGAAACUGUGCCUUAACCUGUCUGUCACUCCCUACCGAAAAAUUUUACAGUAUUUUAGAGAAAGCCGCUACGUCAGUCAAGCUGAAUUAAUGUCAUGCUUAGUGUAGAUUUCUCAAUUAGGGGAAUCCCCCGUUAACUCAGCCAUAUAGGCCCUGUUAGUUUCGGUUAAUAUUACAGGAUGCACAAUGAAUGAAAUUUGAAUUCCCUCGGGCCAAGUAGAUUUAACAUAUUAAAGUUUUUGCGGCACACGUAGAAGUAAGGCUGAUUUUACAGUUGGGAAUGUGUGUGGCUGUAUUGAACGUACUGGAACAGUCGUUGCUUUUACCGGAGGCCGGAUAAUAAUGAUAGCAUGUGAUAGUUUUGUCGUUUUUCGGGCCUUUAUGGAAUGUUUCUCUGAAAACUAUUAACGGCAACGUUUGGUAAAUCAGUAAUUUUUCCGAACCCAGUCGGAAUGUUUAUGAAGCAUCUUUUCCACAAAAUUCGUUAAUAGCUCGUAGACAAAUACUUUACCGACGAUUUUAAUGAAUGAAAUCUCAUUAAAAUUCAAAUUCCAAAAUUCAAAAAAUUCAUUAAAAUUCAAAUUCCAAAAUUCCAAAAAUGCAAUUCAAAAGACUUGACCCUUUUGCCCUUAUGGAACAACAUUAAGUCACGAUGAUUAACCUGACUGCAACGAAUACAGCUGCAAUACUCCGGCGCGGCCCCAGCUACACUGCGUGUUCUCCUCUCUUGCCGAAGCUCCUUGGGCAUUAUCUCGUGAAACUACAGAAAAUGUUUUUUGGCAAAGAAUUUUGGCAAAGUCUGGCGUGUUUUGUCAUCGGUGGGAUAAUCACAGUCAUAUUGAUAAAAAUGUUGGAGAGGCAAAGAGAUCAAAAUAAGGAAGAACAAGGUGACAGACGAAUUCUCAUUCCUGCACAAGAGGUUGGUGACGACGAAGAAGAAGUGGAAAGAGUUGUACCGGCCCUUACAACCAACAUUAGAAAGUUUCCACAAGAGCAAGAUGAAUUUUAA